This is a messenger RNA of Triticum aestivum (bread wheat), 6265 nucleotides long. Its product is annotated as protein FAM91A1. NCBI's taxonomy places the organism in Eukaryota, Viridiplantae, Streptophyta, Magnoliopsida, Poales, Poaceae. The record is from RefSeq and is a predicted model, not a curated record. The transcript is spliced from 12 exons. Bases 3197 to 6022 code for a protein of 941 amino acids.
UCUUCCAGCUCGAGGACGAGCUGUUUGUGCAGGCGGGGAGAAAUGUUAUGAGCGGCAUAUAUUACAGCCCCGGCAGUUAGGGGCCUGGCCUAGUUAUCUCAUCGUGUUAGAGGCUUAGCCCAAUGAUUAGGAGGAUUAUAUAAACUCAUGUAAGAACCUGUUUUGAGAAUAAGCAAGAAGCAAUCAUAAUUGCUCGGCUUCCUUAGGGAGCUGGGAGACCUAACCCUAGCCUCCUCCCCUGCGCCAUCUCCUUCCUGCCACAGCUGCCGCCGCCUCCACCGCGCAGGGACGGAGCCCAGCCGCCGGCCGCUGCGCCCUCGCCCUUGUCCUCCUCCAUCCUUCCCCUACAAUCUCCGCCCUAGAACCGGCAGAACCCUAGCUCCUAACAUGAAUAGACUCAGAGGUAUAGCUCAAGAGGUCUAUAUGUGAUCACAGAGGGAGGCAACAACAGUUUUUGGAUAAAUUACGGAAGCCAGGACUUGAACUCAAGACCUUAAGCCCUGAUACCAUGUUAAGCUUCAUGCACUAGGGAACUGAUGGAAAGGACUAGGCAAUCUACAUAUACACUUCAACAUCGCACACCGCCCUUGGGCUGGCUGCCCGCCUCCUCCACACUGCUCUGCUCGCUGGCUUGCGCACUUUGUUGAUGGGCCAUGUUGGCCCUUUGCGUCGGCCUGUCCGCUAGUGCAGCGACAAUAGCAGUUUAGAAAAGCAUGGGCCAACCCCUCCAUGCUGCGCUGCUUGCGCACUCUGUUAAUGGGCCACGUUGGGUCUCUGCGUCAGCUUGCCAGUGUGGCGGCAAUCUGGCUUAGAAAAAUAAAUGCCUGUCUCUAGGAUUUGAACCCAGGACGCAACCUCAAGCGGUAUGCACAAAACUACUUGUCUCACGUACCUUUGUGUCAAAGAAGGGAACAUAUUCUUGAUAUCUGUUUCCUGUUCCAAUAUUUUCGUCCGUCACGAUAAGUACCGGAAAAAUUCAAAGAUCUGGUUUUCCUUAUCAGCCAGUGUCCGAUUGUGACUCAUGCAUGAUUGAUUUCAAUAGCCCAACAAUACGUCGUCAUGACUUCCGUGCAAAACACAAACACUCACAGCCGCGCCUAACCCUCCUCCUAUAAAUACAACUGCAGCCGAGCCGCCUCCUUCGCUCCACCGCACUGGAGCUCAACGGCAUGUCUAAUUUCUUCUUUCAGGUCCAGAAUGAAAUGAGUGACUAAGAGCAACUCUAGCAGACCCCGCAUCCCGCCCCGGCCCGCAAAAUAACCGCCAAAUUGCGGGUCGGGCCCAGAAAAUCCGCACGAUCAGACCCCGCAUCCCGCCCCGGCCCGCAAUUUUUUUUGCGGGGCGCGGCAAAUCUUCUCCCCCAACCUCUAUCUUCAUGGGUUGGGAGGCCGACCCGAGCUGAACCCCUAUCCGGCGCGAGAUUUGGCGGGAGGGACAUUUCCGCGCGCCCUUUCCCGCUCCCCGCACCCUCCGCCACCAUUGCCCCCCCCUCCGCAAGCUCCGGUUCCUCCUCCCGGCCGUUCCUCGCCGCCAUGGACGACCCCGUGCUGUCCCCGUCACCGUCGAGGUCGCGCAUGCUCCUUCCCCUCGGGCGGAUCUCGUCGCCGGCCAUGUUGCCCCCCCCCCCCCCGCCGUCGCCCAAGCACACGCCGCGCCGGCCCGCAAGCGGCAGGGCAACGUGGUCGUGCAGGGCGGGAAUCCGGCUGCCCCUGCCGCGACGGCCCGCGCUCUGGGCGCCAACGCCGCAGUGCGAUCCCGGCCGCGGCGGAGAAUGCCGGCAAGACCGCGGGCGUAAAGCGGAGGAAGGUUCCGGCUAAAAGGAAGCCACCUUCAACCUCUCACUCCAUCCCCCCGCAAGGAGGUGCUCCGGCGAUGCCGUUCAACGGUGCCGCUCCCCCCGCGAGCGAGGUGUUCGACGAAAUGGCUGCAAGCGGUGGUUCGAACAAUGCAACAACCGAGUUCGUGAACUUGUUGGACACGAACGCGGUUGACAUUGAUCAAGCCCCUUUCGAACCAUUCGACUACAAUGAAACGGACGGCGGCGUGGAUGAUCAUGGUUGUGCGGACGAAUUGGAGGAGAUCGAAGCGGACGCGUUUGAGGAAUCGCAAUCAAAGAGUGGGAAGAGCCAAAGAUCGAAGAACUACACGAUCUUGGAAGAUCAAGCUUUGAUCCUGGAAGAUCAAGCUUUGAUCCAAGCAUGGAGUGCGGUGUCUCUUGAUCCAUGCACGGGUGUUUCUCAAACCGCCAAGAGAUAUUGGCAAAGGAUCGAAGAUCAGUACUUCCGCAUUAUGAAAAAGUAUCCCAAUAGGACUCCACGCACAUUUCGGUCGCUUCAAGGGCGUUGGGAGAAUAUCAAGCCUAUGUGCAGCCGUUGGGCAGCUUGCUUGGAGCAAGUACGCAAUGCACCUCCAAGUGGCACCGUGGAGUCCGAUUAUGACAAGAUUGCUCAACAUAGAUACAAGGCCAUGGAAGCUUCGGAAGGCAGAUUCUUCAAAUUAGAGCAUUGUUGGGAGUUGCUCCAAAAGUGCGAUAAGUGGAAGUUGAUCGACAGAGAAUCCCCACGAAAGAGAGGCUCACUUGCAAACAUGGAUGAAGAUGAAGAUGAUGAUGGCCCAAGAAAUUUGCACAAGCCCGAUGGCGACAAGAAGACUAGAGAGAAGAUCAAGAGAGAGCAAGAAGCAUCGAGCUUGAGGGAGAAGAUUGAUGCCAUGGUGCAAUCAAACGAGUUGAUGUUGUUGAAGUCGUUGGAGAUCUAGAAAGAGUUGGCCAAGAAGAAGGCAAAAGAGAAGCAAGAAAAAUGGCAAAUGCUCAAGGAAGAGGGGCUCCGCAAAGCUGCCAUUGAGGAGAGAAAAGCACACGCCUCUGAAAACAAAUCGAUGUCAUUGUUGCUUGCCGAAGAGAACAAGAUCAUGUCAAUGAACCGCAAUGACAUGGACGACCUCACCAAAACAUGGCAUGAUAUGGCAAGGAGAGAGAUCUUGAAGAGGAGAAUGGUAGCCUCGGCCGGUCCGUGUUCCAGUUCUGGUGAUGUUUUCUCUGCUCCAUAUGGUGGCAAUGUGGAUGAUUUCGGUGCGGGAGUUGGAACAAGCGACGAAGGUGGAUUCGGUGGCGCCGAUGAACUUCAAUAUGGACUCCAUGGCGCGGAGUGAAGAUCGACCUCCAAGAUGAUGCCGGACAUGGGCGCAAACCUUUUGCAUGCCCUCUUUUGCGAUUGUCGAUUAUUGCAUCCGAAAACGAUUACAAUGGAAUACCUGCUUUGCCCGUCGAGUUUACAGGGAAGGGGAAUACUAUGAAGAAAUGAUGCGCUAUCUCCGGCGCAAUCUUGCAUUAUACCCAUACCAUCUUGCAGACUAUAUAUGCCGAGUAUUGAGGAUCUCACCAUUCAGAUAUUACUGUGACAUCCUGUUCGAAACUAUGAAGAACGAACAACCAUAUGAUAGUAUUCCAAACUUCACUGCUGCUGAUGCCCGAAGGCUGACUGGUAUUGGAAGAAAUGAAUUUAUUGAUACUAUGAACAAAUGCAGAUCAAAGAAACUAAUGUGGAAGCUGAACAAAUCAAUCGCAAAAGAUUUACUGCCUACACAGCCUGUUGACUUCCCAAUCGAGCCUUGGUGGGGAGUUUGUCUGGUUAACUUUACAUUGGAAGAGUUCAAGAAACUUUCAGAAGAAGAAACAGCAACCAUAGACAAAAUCUGCAAAGAGGAAGCCAAUUCAUAUGUUCUUUUUGAUAUGAAGAUUAUAGAUGACCUCUAUAAAAGAGGGUUAGUGUACUUUGAUGUGCCUGUUUACACUGAUGACCGCUUCAAAGUUUCUAGGCUUGAAGGCUUUGUUUCUAACAAGGAUCAAUCCUAUGAAGACCCAAUCGAAGAGCUACUUUAUGCUGUAUUUGUUGUGUCAAGUGCUAAUGCUACUGUUGCUGAAUUGGCUGCAACUUUACAAGCUGACCUUUAUCAGCUGCAGGCAGCGGCAUCAUUUGCUUGCCGACUGGGCUGGGCUGUAAAACUUGUGGAUGGUGACUCUGUAUUUAAAGACGAAGUUGAACCUCCAUCUCUCAGUAACAUUCUUAGUGAUGAUGAUGAAGGUUCAAAUGCAAGUAUCAACUCAGAAAAGUCCAAUCAACAGUUGCUUAGCAUCGAUACUAAUGGACCCAGGAGAAUAUCUGGGACAGCUCAUGUAGGUUUUGUUGUUGAUGCCAAUGUUACUUCAUACUUGAUGAUGGGUUCAUUGUCCCCAGGUCUAAAAUCUCAUGCUGUCACGCUGUAUGAAGCUGGAAAAUUAGGUGAUUCUUGCAUUGCGGAACUAUGCAGUGAUCUGGCUAGUUUAGAAGGAAAGAAAUUUGAGGGUGUGCUAGAGGAGUUUGCUAAUCAUGCAUUCAGUCUGCGGUGGUCCCUCGAGUGUUUAAAGUCCGGUGGAGUUUCUACCGAUGAUAGUACUGAUAAAGAUGGUGAAACAAAGACUCCAACAAAUUUAUUGCAUGAAAAUGUUACAGCCCAUCUGGCCAAUGCAAACAUGGAGGACAGAGAUGAGGAUGGCCUUGGUGAAGUGCCCCAGGAUAACUGCUCUACUGAUGUUUUAGAUAAUAAAGAUGCGAAUAUAUCAUCAGUGUCAAUGGGUUUACCAGAACGUGGGGAAAACAUGGUUAGAAUUGAGGCUCAGAAUGACUCAACUGGCACCAAUGCGUUGAUGAUAAAAAGGAAGUACACUGUUGAUGUCCUCCGAUGUGAGAGCCUUGCUUCACUUGCUCCAGCAACACUAGAACGGCUAUUUCUCCGUGACUAUGACAUUAUUGUGUCAAUGGUACCUCUUCCUUCUUCAUCAGUUCUUCCUGGUCCUUCAGGCACGAUUCAUUUUGGUCCACCCUCUUAUUGUGCGAUGACACCUUGGAUGAAGCUAGUAUUGUAUACUGCAGGCCAUUCUGGACCACUAUCUGCUGUUUUCUUGAAAGGACAACGCUUCAGAUUGCUUCCUGAACCAUUAGCUGGUUGUGAAAAAGCAUUGAUAUGGUCUUGGGAUGGCUCUAUGGUUGGUGGACUAGGAGGGAAGUUUGAAGGGAAUUUGGUCAAGGGCAAUCUACUCUUACAUUGCUUGAACUCGAUGUUGAAGCAAUCUGCUGUGUUAGUGCAACCGCUUAGAAUAGAUGAUCUUAACGCAUCAGGAAACCUUGUCACAGCGGAUAUCCCUUUACCCCUGAAGAAUGAUGAUCAUUCAAUUGCAUCUGUGGUAGCUCAAGCGAAUUUGCCAAAGGAACAGGUCUUUAAUUUGACCUCAGUACUGAAAGACCUAUCCAGUAAAUUCCAGUUGACCACGCUUGGCUACCUUCGUCUAUUAAGACUUAACAAUCUUGUUGAAUCAGAUAAGUUUCACCCAGAAAAUGCAAGUUACCAGUGGGUGCCCUUGAGUUUGGAGUUUGGAAUUCCCUUGUUCAAUCCAAACUUAUGUGAGAAGAUUUGUGAAAGGGUGGUUGCGUCUCGUAUACUUCAGAAAGAUGAUCUCACUGAACAUUAUGAUGUGAUGCAAAAUGUAAGGAGGCGUCUCAGAGAACUUUGUAGUGAAUAUCAAGCAACUGGACCAGUAGCUAAGUUAUAUAACAAGAGGGGAAGCUCGAGGGAUCUACCUCGCACUUUAAUCAAUAGUAUUAGUAGCAGAUGGGAUCCAACAAAUGAUCCUUCAGCACCAACCAACACAAGAACCCCAAGUGAACACGAGAGGCUAAAACUUGCUGUCCGACAGAGAUGCGGCACAGAAGUUGUGGGCUUUGAUGGGAGGACUGUCAGGUCAUAUUCACUCUCUCCGGAGCAGGACGAGGUUACCACCAAACACAUCUCUGACGAACAGUCAUCCACCCAUGAAGGAAAGCCAGAUCAAGAAGAUGCACACAGCAAGGAUGUAACCUUGCCAGGACUAAACCUUAUCUUUGACGGAGUUGAAUUACACCCCUUCGAUAUUGGUGCUUGUCUUCAAGCACGCCAACCUCUCUGGUUGAUAGCUGAGGCAUCAACAGUUUCAUCAACCCUCAUAUGAUGCGUCCAUGUGGUCAUCUCGCUUUUGCUCCAAUAUCUCCGUCUAUGCUGGUAAAUCAGAACUGAAACUGUUGCAACUAAUGCUUCUCGAAAGGCUUAUUUCAUUAAUCUUGAGACUCGAGGACUCUUGAGGGAAUAUUUUGUUGUACAAAGGGUUCGGUGCCGUUUGAUGUGCCAUGUGAGCAUGUGGUGAACUGCUGUAUUUCACAUGAAUGACCAGACCAGACAUUGCUCGGAGAUUGCA